Messenger RNA from Podospora pseudopauciseta, 1912 nucleotides. RefSeq lists its product as uncharacterized. The coding region runs from base 476 to 1912 and encodes 478 amino acids. Gene Ontology annotation, cellular component: mRNA cleavage and polyadenylation specificity factor complex. The record is from RefSeq and is a predicted model, not a curated record. Gene Ontology annotation, molecular function: mRNA binding. Lineage: Eukaryota; Fungi; Ascomycota; Sordariomycetes; Sordariales; Podosporaceae. Gene Ontology annotation, biological process: mRNA 3'-end processing. The transcript has 4 exons.
CAUUUUUAGCCCAAGAAUUGAACUUCACCUUCCAAUUGCUCCAUCAACAUCCAGUCAAUUGUCCCCCACCACCAUCGCCCAGUUGUCGCCAAAGUGAGCAAGUUCAGACGGUCUUGCACAGUCUUUGUAAAAAAUUAGCGGCCAGUGUGAUAUUGGAUGAGAAGGAGCACUUCAAGUCCCAAUUGCUAUCGGUAGUUCACACCUAUUGUGGUGAAUUUGAUUGUUCCUUCCACGGAUUUUGCCCUUCGCGCCUCUGAAGACCAGGGUGACUUGUCAACUACUGCUUCGCAUCGCAUCGAAGCACAUCGCAUCAUCGCAACCAGCCUUUUUUCCCCUUCCUUCGCCGAGACAACAUUGACGCCGAGACUUCCAUUUCAGUUAGUCGUCGACUCUCUGCCAGUCAAUUACUUAUUUCCACCGAAUUUUCAAAGCGACUCUUUUCACUCCAGGCUUUGCGCAUCCUCUGAUCGCAAAGAUGUCAAACAGACAGCCCUCUCGUGUCGUCUUCGUGGGCAACAUCCCAUAUGGCAAGUCCUCGAGAUCAUAUUACGUCUUUUCAAAGUCGAUUGCUAACAAACCGUUAUCUGCAGGACUCACCGAGGAGCAAAUCACUGAAAUCUUCAGUGGUGCUGGUCGCGUCCUGAACUUUCGCCUCGUCUAUGAUCGAGAGACUGGUCGCCCCAAGGGCUUUGGUUUCGCUGAGUUCCCUGACCACGACUCUGCUUCUUCAGCCGUCCGAAACUUGAAUGAUUAUGAGAUUAUGGGACGGAAGUUGCGUGUCGACUUUAGCAAUGAAACGGUCAGCGACGAAGAUGGUCGUGACCGUGACGCUGCUGGCCCUUCUGCUGCCGGUUACUCGGCGCCGUCGAACGGUAACAACGUUGCCGCGCCGGUCGUCCCCGCGGGCGGUUCGUCGCUCCCCCCUUUGCCCCAGGGCAAAGAUCUCCCUCCUGGUGUGAGCUGCACCGAUGCCAUAUCGCAAACGCUUCGCACCCUGCCCCCGGCGCAGCUGCUGGACAUCAUCCAGCAGAUGAAGACGCUGGCGACCAACGACCCUGCGCGCUGCGCCGAGCUGUUGAACCAAGCUCCCCAGCUUGGUUAUGCUGUUUUCCAGGCCCUGUUGAUCAUGGGCUUGGUGUCACCGGACGCCAUCAACUCCGUCCUCGACACCGGUGCGAGCGUUGCCCCGCCUCCUGCGGCUGUCCCCGCCAACUAUGGCGGCUACCCUGUCCCUGCGGCGACCAGCACUCCAGUCGGUGGUUAUGCCGCCCCUCCCGUCGCUGCCCCGGUUGUUCCGGUCCCUGGUGCCGCGCCUCCUCCUGUCGCUGCCCCCCCUCCUGCUCAGGACCCUGAGGCCCUGAUGCGUGCUGUCAUGGAGCUACCUCAAGAGACGAUUGACAUGCUUCCCGAAGCUGAGAAGCAGCAGAUUUUGGCCUUGAGAGCUCAAUUCUCCCUGCAAGUUACGGCGGGUAAUGACGACAACUAUACCGGGAGUGAUCAAGUCACCAAACUUACAGCCGAGCUAAUCCUAAAUAUCGGUAAAGUUGGUGAGUCUCAGCCUGCGGGUGGUUUUGAUAACUCUAAGCUUCCGAAUUUUGACAUUCAUGGCAAGCUGAAGGGCGGUAUCAACCGCAAGUUUAAAAACAACGACCACGAUUUUGACACAGCGAAUAUACGCAAAUCAACGACUGUGGACAACGGUAGCGACUUGGGCUCUCACGACUUUUACUCCCCCACUGGGGGUAGUGUUAUUUCGGAGGAGGACGUGGACGAUCUCAUUCUUGAAAUUACGCCACCUGCUGCCCCCGUGGCUUUGAACACCUUUAUCCCCGGACACAACUUGCUGCGUUCGACACCGAACAACUCGAAGUCUCCCAGUAUCAAUGAGAAGCCUUCUGACUAUCAAGACUAA